AAAACAUUGCCAUAUUUAGGACAGAAACCCCAAAAGACGUUUAUUACCCUAGAUACUCCAUGUGGCCUUGUUUAAUUAGGCUUUGGUUUGUCAUUCGUAUUAGCCUAUAGACGCCGUUAUUCAUUGGGGGUUUGAUCCGGCCUUGACUGCGACGGCCAUAAUGAUUACAUAGAAUCAGAGACACUUAGAAGGUAUAGACAGUAUUUGCGUGGCAUAACUGAACGACCCAUGCUCUUCAGUGCAAAAUAUUCAAACUACUAUCUAGAUCAUGUUAUGUUACCGACAAGAAUCAGCACAUCAUAUGAAAAACCUUAUUUCAGCAAGAUAAAACGACCAAUUCUUGAAAAGCUUAUGACGAAAAGGUAGGCACAUCUCAGAGGCCAUGACGUUUCUAAUCGACACACAAUGAUACCAUAAUUUAGCGUUGCUUACCAGAUGCAUGCAUUGCGUAGCAUUAUCAAACUGUUUUAUGUGUUUGCUUUCCUUUUCUCAAUUUCGUCCUUCAACAAAAGUGCUGCAACUUCCACUCUUCCAAAAGAAAAUUCAGACAAGGAGCAAAGAAAACGCAACGACAAUGAAUCGAACUAUUUGGGAACAACUUCUCUGACAUCAAUCGAACAUAACAUUGAAAACUACCCGGCAACUUUCAAUAAUGACUACAAUUUGAGGAACUGGACUAAGGAACAGUUGACUACAUUGCUGGAACAGCACGGCUACUUGGUAAAGAUUGGGCACGGAGGCUGGCCUCUUGGGAUGAUAGGCGAUGUCGCUUAUUAUCCCGAAGAACUGCUCCCAGAGCUCGGUGCAAUGCACGAGCGACGAAACCUAAUGGUAACAGAAAAACUCUGGGUAAACGGUGACGCAGAAACUAUAGUGCCCUUUUACUAUGACACAGGAUCCCAGGCAGACCAUGAGGUCUUUGAAGAAGCUGUAAAAAGCUGGGCAGACCAUACUUGCAUUAAGUUUGUCAAAAAGGAGCCGAACAGGUGCGACGUAGAUCUUGGCCAUGCCGCCGUUUGUGUGGGCAAUUUCGGCGGAUGUUUCUCGCUGCUAGGUAAAAAGUAUGGACCAGGCAGGCGCUCCUCUCAACAAAUGUCGGUGCAGCCCAAUGGUUGUGAAAAUGUGGCCGCAGCACAUGAAUUUGGCCAUGCACUCGGGCUGGCCCACGAACAGGCAAGAGCUGAUCGAGAAAAAUACGUUUACGUUAUUUAUGAAAACAUUGAAAUUAACUUACAAAAGCUUGAUGACAAAAGCAUCAUGAGUUUGUGGUAUCAAGGGGGCCAGUGCAGUGCUGAACAAAUGUAUGAUGCCCCAAAGCCUUACGAUUCAAUGUCGUUAAUGCAAUAUGGCACGUCUGAUUUUGGAGGAUCGGACCAGCGUCCUGUUUAUCUUCAAAGAAACCCCAAGUUUCAGUACAUGUUUGAUUACCACAGAGCAGCAGGCUACAUGCAAACGCAUUAUGAUAAUUACAUCGUAAAUAUGGGAUAUAAAUGCAUCCCACAAUGGACAAAGAACUGUGAAGCAAGUGGCAAAAGUGUACCAAAGUGUCAAAAUUACGGCUACGUCGGAAAGGACUGUAAAUGUUUGUGCCCAAAAGGUUAUUCAGGAAGCACAUGUGGAACAAAGGAUGGACCCUUGUUUCCAGUCAUGGACAGAGCUAAAGCAAUGUUAGACGUUACCAAGCCAGGUUUGGUGGACAUGGAAGGCAAGGGCAUGCAUAUUGAGAAUCACAACUACCCAAAAGAGGAUUUCACAGACAAUCAGUACAUCACCUUGGUCAUUAAAAGCGGAGAAGGGACAAGGAUACAUGUCGAUGUCAUCCACGACUACGAAGCAGUCAAACGCGAGUUCGCGCGUUCAGCUGACUAUUGGAUAAAAAAGGGUCUUGAGUGUCGAUACGCCUUUCGUUUGUACGUGGGUAACAAUGACGCCGGCAAAAUUCGGGUCGAGUGCAUCUCGUCUAUGAUGAGCAACGAGCCAAAAGAAAGCCGUCCCGUGCUGCGCUCAAACACAAGCGAGCUGGAUAUGGUCGGUAUGGGCGGCUGGGGCCUCAGUUACGCCGGGGGCCCACCCACUACAAUGAAGGCCAUGGAGUUCCAGUUCAUGGUAUCAUUUCUGGACAGACCUGAGGACAAGCUUAAAAUCGAGAACAAGAAUCCAGGAGAAGUGGGCGAGGCCGCGGAUCCCGCCGGAUCCAACGGAACCACAGAGCCAGGGGAGAGCGUGAAUGAAGCAGCAAAAGCAAUAGCGGAAAAUAUAGAGAAGAGCAAAGUUCCCAUCAUCGUCGGAGUGGUCGGUCUGGUCUUGCUGUUGGCUGCGGGUGGCGGAGCUACCUGGUGGUUUAAAUUCCGAGAGCCUCCAGAACUGGAGAAGGUGGAGGAUCCCCAGCCGCCGGAGAAUCAGGAGGAGCACUCCUCCUCGGACGACGACACGAGCGACAGCUCGGACUGAGAGCACAAACGGUGGUGGUGCUGCGUGAACGAGACCGUGCCGGCACGAGCCGCUCCAGUCCGGCGCUCUUGGUAACAGAGGCAGAGGCUAGGUACUAUAGCGCUGACCUAUGCGCUGAAGGACUUGUGUGGAAUGAUAAUGAGUGUGGCCAAUUCGCUAGUCCUGCGAAACGCGAAAGAUAGAAACGAUAACGAAGCUGGCGAAGUACUGCUAAUGUGAAUUUUCAUGAAUUGCAACUAGGGAUACCAUAUUAUUCCGCGAAUGAAUGAAACACGAAACGAACAUAUACCUAUCAUAGGAUGGGGCAAAUAUUGAUACGAAGGUGCAUUACUACUUAGUCAUGGUGUAGAUGUGCUUACAUGCAAGUACAGUAUCUGAUGAUU
Amphibalanus amphitrite is the source of this 2834-nucleotide messenger RNA. Its product is annotated as protein SpAN-like. The record is from RefSeq and is a predicted model, not a curated record. Bases 436 to 2451 code for a protein of 671 amino acids. Lineage: Eukaryota; Metazoa; Arthropoda; Thecostraca; Balanomorpha; Balanidae. Gene Ontology annotation, molecular function: metalloendopeptidase activity; zinc ion binding. Gene Ontology annotation, biological process: proteolysis. The transcript has a single exon.